Brassicogethes aeneus is the source of this 488-nucleotide messenger RNA. Lineage: Eukaryota; Metazoa; Arthropoda; Insecta; Coleoptera; Nitidulidae. The record is from the annotation of a GenBank genome assembly.
AGUCAAAAUUUGGUCGAUGGCACACAUGGAAGUAUUUUUUGAAUAUGCUGAUUAAAAACCCGAAACCGGCUUACAGAAAGUGGAUCAAAAGAGGCGCAUUAACGUUGUUUGUCGUUGAAGCUGGUUGCUUUAUCGGGAGCUAUUUCGUUUGGCACAAAAUCAACACUGAAAGAGAUUCCAGAAAGUAUCUACUGGAUAAUUAUCCACAAGUCCUUGAUCUGUACUACAAAACAGGUGAAAUAAUUGAUAAAAACAACAAACUACGUGAAAUUGACGCUGCUUAUUGGAGUACAAAUCAAAAUUAAUGGAUAGAUACGUAAAAUCAAUAAUUUGGCUGGCAUCUUUCAGUAUCUUAGGUUAUGGUUUGUUAAUUGCCACAUCACCUUCUGAGCAAAAAAUUGAACAACUUCGCAAAACUUUACCACAGGUUGAAAGGGAGAGAACCAAGAAGUUAUUAGAAACUAUCGAAGCUGCUGCAAAUAUAAAGA